This is a messenger RNA of Meloidogyne enterolobii, 1075 nucleotides long. Lineage: Eukaryota; Metazoa; Nematoda; Chromadorea; Rhabditida; Meloidogynidae. The record is from the annotation of a GenBank genome assembly.
UCCUCCUCCUCCACCUCCCCCUUUCGAUCAUCCCCCACCUCCUCCUCCUCAUCCACCACCACCUCCACCACAUCACCCACCUCCACCUCCUCAUUUUGAUCCAUUGAGUUGUGACCGUUCUGUUGGUUUACUCUUUUUAUUAUUAAUGUUUGGAACUGCCUGGCUUGCAUUAACUCUUGCAAACUUUCGAAAAACAAAAUUUUUUGGAAAAUAUAAACGAGAAAUUGUCUCGGAUUAUGCUCUUCCAUUAGCCGUUUGUGCAAUGACUUUAAUUGCAAAUUUUUGGUUUGGCGAUGUUCCAAAGGAAACAUUUAAUUUGGAUGAAAAUACCCCAGCAUUUAAUUUUGGAAAAUUCUGGCUGUUACCUUUAACUGGGCAUUUACUUUGCUGUUUUUUGGGACUGCCUUUAGCAAUACUUUUUGCUAUGGACCAAAUGCUAGUUACCUCUACUGUAGAUAAUGCUCAGAAUAAUUUAAAGAAAGGCCCAGCCGCAAAUUGGGAUUUUAUGAUUGUUUCAUUAAUUAAUAUCCCCCUAUCUAUAUUUUGCCUUCCUUGGAUGCAUGCAGCUCUACCUCAAUCAUUUCUUCAUUUAAAAGCCCAAGCUGACGUUGAAGAUAAAUUAUUAAAUGGAACAGUUCAGCCUACUAUUGUAAAAAAUCGGGAAUCGAGAUUAGCUACACUUUUGGCACAUUCAUUUAUGGUCCCAACAUAUUUUUUGGCUCUUAAUUAUUUAAGGCAUUUUCCAACAUCUGUUUUUAAUGGAGUUUUCCUUUUUCUUGCAUAUUCAAGUACAAUUGGCAAUGAAAUUUGUCAAAGGACUUUGUUACUUUUUACUGAACAGCGUUCCUAUCCACCUACUCAUUAUAUUCGACGCAUUCCUCAAAGAAUUGUGCAUCUAUUUACACUAACUGAAUUAUUUCAAUUGGCUAUAUUACUUAUUAUUGGGCACUUUCCCUGGCCAGUUAUUCGUCUCUUCUUUCCCUUAGCUUUAAUUAUUUUUAUUCCUCUCAGAGCUCUAAUUUUCCCAUGCAUUUUUAAAGUGGAACACUUGGAAAUAAUUGAUGGAGUUCAUUAA